Lasiosphaeria miniovina is the source of this 687-nucleotide messenger RNA. RefSeq lists its product as uncharacterized. NCBI's taxonomy places the organism in Eukaryota, Fungi, Ascomycota, Sordariomycetes, Sordariales, Lasiosphaeriaceae. The record is from RefSeq and is a predicted model, not a curated record. The transcript is spliced from 3 exons. Bases 1 to 687 code for a protein of 228 amino acids.
AUGUACCUCCCCACACUCUCCCUCGCCCUCGCCCUCGCCGCCGGGCUCGCCGUGGCGCUGCCGACGCUGCAGGACCUGGGCCCCAACUACCUGGCCGGCGGCCCGUCGGGCCACGACGUGGAGAUCGUGGGCCUGGCGUUCGCGGGGUCGGGGUGCCCGGCGGGUUCCGUGUCGGGCCAGCUGUCGACGGACCUGACGACCAUCACGCUGCUGUACGCCAGCUUCGUGGCGCAGGCCGGCAAGGACAUCCCCGCCAGCAACUACCGCAAGAACUGCCAGCUCAACGUCAAGCUGCGCUACCCGUCCGGCUGGCAGUUCUCCGUCUUCAAGGCCGACUACCGCGGCUACGCCCAGAUCCCCAAGGGCGACACCGGGACCUGCAAGGCCACGUACUAUUUCUCGGGCGACUCCAAGCAGGCACGUCUUCCUCGUCACUUGUCGUCCCUCUGUGUCUCCAGCACGCUGACCAUCAAGGGCCCGUACGACGACAACUACCUCAAGACGGACCAGUUCGGCAUCGAGAGCACCGUGUGGUCGCCGUGCGGCGUCGAGGGCCUGAUCAACAUCAACUCCGAGGUCCGGCUGACGCCCCAGGACGCCGUCAAGCCGGCCCUGCUGACGGUGGACUCGACCGAUCUCAAAUUCACGCAGGUCCACUACCUGCAGUGGCAGACUUGCAAGAAGUAA